AUAAUUAAGAAUCCUCUUAUUAAUCUUUGCUUAUAUACAUACAUACAUACAGCUAAUCAUUCUUCCUUACCACUUAAGAAUCACUAACACACACACACACGGGGUCCCGUCCCUAGUUACUGUUCAAAUAUUUUUAAGGUACAGCAUAGUAAUUAGCAACAACCCCAUCAACCACUGCCAUAAAAUCUUGUGACUGCAUGUAAGAAAGAUUUAUGAGAGAGAAAUUAAACAAGGGGGAAUCUUGAUUACAACACAGAACAAACAGAGAAGAAAAAUCCCAUUUUUUUCCUUCCUUGUAUUGAUGCUUUCCGGGUUAGAAUUUUGAACCUUGAAAUUGAGGAGUAGGGAUACAAAGAGGGGGAGAGAGAGAGCAAGAGAGGUUUUUGAGCUAUGGGUUGUUGUGUUUCAAAAUUUCAACCAACCGAGACCCACCCAGAAAAGGAAAAGACCAAAACCCAUGGCCCAGGUCAACUUUUAAGCACCCGUCCACCGCCGCCUGCUGUCGGCGGAGCAGAACCUGGGUUAGCUAGCUCUGGGGUUCCAUCUUUUUCUGAGUUUUCGUUUGCAGACCUUAAAACAGCUACUAAUAACUUCAGCCCAGAUUUUAUAGUCUCAGAAAGCGGUGAAAAAGCCCCAAAUAUUGUUUACAAAGGACGCCUCCAAAAUCGCCGGUGGAUCGCCGUCAAGAAGUUCCCUAAGUUGGCCUGGCCGGACCCCAAACAGUUUGCGGAGGAGGCAUGGGGAGUAGGAAAAUUGAGGAACCGAAGACUGGCAAAUUUAAUAGGUUAUUGCUGUGAUGGUGAUGAGAGGUUGUUGGUUGCAGAAUACAUGCCUAAUGAUACUCUUGCUAAGCAUUUGUUCCACUGGGAAAGACAGACAAUUGAAUGGGCGAUGCGCUUGAGAGCAGCCCUUUAUAUAGCUGAAGCCCUAGAAUAUUGUAGCAGUGAAGAGCGUCCAUUGUAUCAUGACCUCAAUGCCUACAGGGUUCUCUUCGAUGAGGAGGGGGAUCCUCGGCUUUCCUGUUUUGGCCUUGUGAAAAAUAGUCGGGAUGGAAAGAGUUAUAGCACAAAUCUUGCCUACACUCCUCCCGAGUAUUUGAAAAAUGGAAGGGUAACUCAAGAAAGUGUUGUAUACAGCUUUGGCACUGUCCUCUUGGAUCUGCUCAGUGGAAAACACAUACCUCCAAGUCACGCUCUUGAUAUGAUACGUGGUAAGAACAUCAUACUUCUGAUGGAUUCUCAUUUGGAAGGCAAGUUUUCUACUGAAGAAGCUACUCUAGUCGUUGGUCUUGCUUCUCAAUGUUUGCAAUACGAACCCAGGGAGAGGCCUCAUUUAAAGGAUCUCGUCACUACUCUUUCUCCGUUACAGCCAAAAUUAGAUGUGCCCUCUUAUGUGAUGCUUGGAAUAUCGAAGCACGAAGAAGCUCCACCUACACCACAGCGCCCACUUUCACCCAUGGGCGAGGCAUGUUCUCGUAUGGAUCUCACUGCAAUACACCAGAUUUUGGUCACCACUCACUACAGAGACGAUGAAGGAACAAAUGAGUUGUCAUUCCAAGAAUGGACACAGCAAAUGAGAGAUAUGCUGGAUGCUAGGAAGCGUGGUGAUUACGCGUUUCGUGACAAAGACUUCAAGGCUGCUAUAGAUUGCUAUUCUCAGUUUAUAGAUGUGGGGACCAUGGUUUCGCCGACUGUAUAUGCACGGAGAAGUCUGUGCUAUCUGAUGAAUGAUCAACCUGAUGUGGCACUAAGAGAUGCCAUGCAAGCACAGAUAGUGUAUCCUGAUUGGCCGACAGCUUUCUACAUGCAAUCAGUUGCCCUUGCCAAGCUGGACAUGCACCAAGAUGCUGCUGACAUGUUGAAGGAGGCUGCUGCUCUUGAAGACAAGAGGCAAAAGGGCGGCAGAGGAUCAUAAUUCAUAACAAUCUUCUUUUCUAUCCUUCUUCGAUCAUCGAUAGUUCGCUUUAUCAGAGUCUUUCUCAAGUUUGUAAAUUUUCGAGUGUGAAGUUAGUGCUUAUUAUUUCUCAAUCAAAUUGUAUUAUACACCUCAUGUUCUUGCAUUAAUAAAUGAUACAUUUUUUUUUU
This is a messenger RNA of Erythranthe guttata (spotted monkey flower), 2084 nucleotides long. RefSeq names its product serine/threonine-protein kinase BSK1. NCBI's taxonomy places the organism in Eukaryota, Viridiplantae, Streptophyta, Magnoliopsida, Lamiales, Phrymaceae. The record is from RefSeq and is a predicted model, not a curated record. Gene Ontology annotation, biological process: protein phosphorylation; brassinosteroid mediated signaling pathway. Gene Ontology annotation, molecular function: ATP binding; protein binding; protein kinase activity.